Molecule: messenger RNA, 8130 nt
Organism: Larimichthys crocea (large yellow croaker)
Lineage: Eukaryota; Metazoa; Chordata; Actinopteri; Sciaenidae
Gene: wdr81
Product: WD repeat domain 81
Exons: 12
Coding region: 399-6623 (2074 amino acids)
Biological process (GO): aggrephagy
Cellular component (GO): mitochondrion
Molecular function (GO): protein binding; phosphatidylinositol 3-kinase regulator activity
Source: RefSeq, a predicted model, not a curated record
AAAAAAAAAAAAAAAAAAACAUGGCUCCAACUAGCCCAGAACAAAAACACGGUCUGCUGCCUGCCCGUCCUCCGUCCGUCUGCUGACACGCUUCAGUGAAGGUCACAGGAUGGAUGAAGCGGUUCAUCGUCGUGCUCGUUGUUCGUGAAGUUAAUGUGACACAAACUCAUCAUGCGUGAAACGCUGCUGCUGUUAGCCUGACGAGCUACCGCUGCUACAAGUGGUGAGAGUUAUUCCUCAGAGGAACAGGCGGAAGAGGAAAUUAGCUCUGCCUCUUCAUGACUUUGAUUUCCUGUCCUGUGAAUGUCUGAAAGUCGUCCGUGGUGCAGGAGACGGCGAGGUGAACGCAGCAGGACGUUGUGCAACUCUUAACAAGCAUCGAGAGAGAGAGACUCACCAUGGAUUGGCUGAUGCACGCAGUUGAGAAAGACUUGGGGGUUGACCGACGUCAGCAAGGUCCAGGUCCCCGCCCCAGGGAGCUGGUCGCCCUUGUUCCUACGCGCUGGGUGAUGGGCCUGAGAGAGAGGAGGAUCAUGCGCUGUGCCCGCUUUGACGGCAUCAGCGAGGCAGAAAUUCGCACGUACCUUCAGUGCUCCCAGGCAAAGCUGCCUCCUGGCUGGACACGUGUGUGUGUUCAGGGUCUGAGGAAAAGCAAGCUGAGCUACAGACUGGCCAGAGACCCUUGCCAUCAACAAAUGGAGUUCAUGUCGCAGGAUUCUUAUGUCAAAACCAUGCAGUGUGUGUCGCAACAUAAUGUCAGGAAUCUAUGGCACGAAGCUCACAACAAACUUGUGCAGCCAUAUGCAGGACCUAAUGAGCAGAUGCAUGCUGCAGCUGUAGAUGCAGUGCGUCAUGCUUUACAGAAGCUCUUCAACUCCACGUUCAUCUCAUCUGACAAAGUGUCACCCUCACUUUCUCCAGCCAGAGAGAAGGAGAAAGAAAACUACUUGCCAUCCAGUUCAUCUUGCUUUUCCAAGUCCCAGUCAGACCAUCUGUGUCCCAAUGUUCUGCCUGCAGAGUGUCUGCUGGAGACAGCAGAGAUGCUCUAUGUGAUUCUACCUUAUACUCAGUAUUCGCUCCAUGAUAUUGUCUCUUUCAGCCCAGCCAAGCUCGCUAACAGCCAUGCCAAAGUGUUGUUCAUUCUUUACCAGUUACUAAUAGCCCUACAGGCAUGUCAUGCGGCUGGUCUGUCUUGUGGAGAGCUCUCCCUGCAGGACAUAGCAGUAGAUGAGCAGCUCUGUAGCCGUCUCAAACUUAACCUAGCCCAUUAUGAAGACCUGGGGACGGAAGGGGAUGCAGACAGUGAUGCUACUGGCAGACAAGUGCCAAAAAGUGUUCUGCCAAGGGACAACUCAUGUGUGAGCCAAGAGAACAAAAACCUGUGCAAAGACUGCUUUGGUGAGCUCAAGACGUUGGUUCUGGACUGGGUCCAUGGGCGAGUCAGUAACUUCCGCUACUUGAUGGAGCUCAACCGGUUAGCAGGACGGCGAGAAGGAGACCCUAAUUAUCACCCAGUGCUGCCUUGGGUGGUAGAUUUCACUGUGCCAUUCGGAAAGUUCCGCGACCUCAGGAGGUCAAAGUUCAGACUCAAUAAGGGGGAUAAGCAGCUGGACUUCACAUAUGAGAUGACCAAAGAGGCUUUGGCAGCUGCAGUGGGUAAUGGGGUAGGUGGAAGCGGCGUAGGUGGAGACCUCAGCGGUUCUGUAGGUGCUGGCGGUGGUGGACAGCCUGAUCACCUCCAUGUACCUCAUCAUAUAUCUGAUGUGCUCUCAGACAUUACCUACUAUGUCUACAAAGCCCGGCAGACACCCAAGCCGGUGUUGUGCAGCCAUGUUAGAUCCCAGUGGGAGCCUAAUGAAUACCCAGCCAGUAUGGAGCGCAUGCAGAGCUGGACCCCUGAUGAGUGCAUCCCAGAGUUCUACACAGAUCCCUCCAUUUUCCGCUCUAUCCACCCAGACAUGCCAGACCUGGAUGUGCCUUCUUGGUGCAAGUCGUGUGAGGAGUUUAUUGAGGUUCAUCGGCGCCUUCUGGAGAGCAGGGAGGUGUCCCAGCAUUUACAUCACUGGAUAGAUCUCACGUUUGGCUAUAAGCUGUCUGGUAAAGAAGCUGUCAAGGCCAAGAAUGUGUGCCUGCACCUCGUGGACAACCACACCAAUCUGACUACCUAUGGCGUAGUCCAGCUGUUUGACCAGCCCCACCCGCCCCGCUUGUCUCCUUCCCAGUACGCCCCAGCAGAACCUCCUCUCCUCGGCCUUGCUGCUCUCAAUGUGCCUUCUCUACACAUCCCUCAAAUCGACACCAUCGCUGACACCGUGGAUGGAAUGGUGCCCGAGUCCACAGGGUGUGAGUCUAGUGGCUGGACCAUGGUAGACAGAGACGAAGAGCUCGAACAAGGUAUGGAAGCUCUGGACUCAUUGGCGUCCACCGGCUCAUCCAGUUCUGCAUCCUGCUCUGUGCCAAUGCCAAGCAUCAGUACGGCAGGAGGAAAGAUAGGAGGAGAGCACACAGCACUUAUUGUAUCUCAGUCCCCGAGUUCAUUCCCUGGUGAUUUCACAAGCGGCUUAGGCCCUGGUUUACGCAGUGGCAUGCUACAAAGAGGUGGGUCAACAAACAGAAAACACGGAGAGGGCAGUGUGACUGCCAGCAAUGCAGAGGAAAUCAAAAUCAGCCUCCCUGAAGGCUUCAACCCAUUGCAGCCUUUGGAAGAGCUGGAGAAAUUGAACAAUUUCCUGGUCAAGAGUCUGCACGCAGAAGUGUGGCAUCCUGCAGGAUCUAGCGACUGCACAAGAGAGGGCCUGAUAAUUGAAUCUCUACCCUCUCUUACACAGCUGUACCAAAGAGACAUGCAGGCCCUUGGUGUUCUCAUCGCUGAGUUAUUCUACUCCUCUAAACUGAGAGGACUGAAACCAGGCAGCCCUCUUAAACAGCGUUUCCAUGCUGUGAUGAAGCUCUGCUCCGCCAGCCUCCGUGAUGUGCCACUGUCUCUGCAUCAUGCUCUUGAGAUGCUGCUGCUAAUGGAAAAGAACUCUGGGAUAGCACUUGAAGAAGUACCGGAUUGCCCACAUCCACUUCUUUUUAAAUACGACCCAAUCUGCGACGGUCUGCCUCCGCCAAGUCCCUGCCAGUUACUGAACUCUGUCAUCUCCCCCUUUCCUUUCCCUUCCUAUUUUGCGGCACUCCAUCAUUUUAUCUUUUCCUACCACACCAAGAUGGAGACUACGUGUAGUCUUCAAGGAAGAGAUGUUGUCUUUCACCUGUGGCAGCAGCUUGAGAUACUGUUACAGGGUAAGAUCACAGCUGAGGGUCUUGAGAUCCUCUUGCCCUUCAUUCUAACCCUCAUGCUUGAGGAGUCCACUGCUGUCUAUGCUGCUUGGUAUCUUUUCGAACCCAUCUCUAGAGUACUGGGUCCCAGAAAUGCAAACAAGUAUUUACUGAAGCCACUGAUCAACGUUUAUGAAAACCCAAACUGCCUGCGAGGACGUUUCUAUCUCUACACCGACUGUUUCAUUCUGCAGUUGAUGGUGAGACUCGGCCUGCAGGCCUUUUUGUCCAGCCUACUCCCACAUGUGCUGCAGGUCAUCACUGGAUUUGAAAGCCGCAUCUCAGGCUCUGGUGGGGAAGCUUGUAAAGGGAUGAGAGGUGGCACAUGUCAUCUGGAAGAGGAAGAAGACUUUCAGUGUGGUGAGGUGCGACAGUCUUCUGGGUCUGUUAGCGGUAACAUGGGAAGUAGCAGCGGAGCCAGUGGAGGAGUAGGAGUGGUGGGAGACGCAGGGCUGGUGGAUUACUCCUCUGGAAUCAGCCUCAAUGACCAAGUGUUUCUCUCAGAAGCAGAGGACUUUCAGAAUGGUUUCUAUGUCAACAGCGGAGCAGGGGUGGCUGGUGGGAAACAGCCGAGUCAGAACUCUGCAGCCAAGGAUCAAGACCAGGAGUCUCUAAGCGUGGGGAAACUAAGUGACAAAAGCAGCACAAGUGAGCUGUCACUGGGCGAUGGAGACUCUAUGCGAGACCGAGCCAGUCUCAAAUCUGCUGACAGCAGCCAGGACCUGAAACAGGCUAGUGAGGGAGAAGAGGGAGGAGAGCUGGAGGAAGAAGAGGUGACUGAGACUAAUGAGGGGACAGAUGAUUCUGUUCCCAGCUUAGAGCUCACUCUGUCUGGUUGCACGGAAGCUUCAGGAGCCACAGUCGCCACUCUGGAGGGUGAGUUUGUGAAUGGAAUGACACUGGAGGAGACGGAGAAAGGCAACGUGGGAGAGCAGGAGGAGGAGGAUGACCACGAGCCGUCUGAAGACUCUGAGGAGAAAGAACAAAAGAUUCUUCUAGAUACUGUCUGCAAAACAGUUCGAUGGCUGUCCGCAAAGCUUGGACCAACAGUGACGUCUCGAUACGUGGCGAGAAAUUUGCUGCGACUGCUCACAAAUUGUUACAUCGGACCCGAGAAACACCAGUUUGUGGCCCCUGUGUCCGAGGAGAGCAGUCUGGAGAGCGUGGGAAUGGGCAGCGUGUAUGAGAAGAAACCUGUGGUUGGUGACCAGACAGCAGGACCUGUGUUGGACUGUCUCGUCUACAUAGCUCAACUUUAUGGAGAGCCUGUACUCACUUACCAGUACCUGCCUUAUAUAGGAUAUCUGGUUUCUCCACCAUCUUCGCAGCGUCUUAACACACGUAAGGAGGCCAGUCUGCUCGGAGCCGUUGCACUUACACAGAAGAUCAUUGUCUUUCUCUCUGAUACCACACUAAUGGAUAUGCUUAUGAAGAUCAAUCAGGAUGUGCUCCUGCCACUACUGGACCUCCUCACCACCCCUCGUAUGGGGUUCCCCAGCGGGGUGCAGACACGCACUGCUGUCUGUCUCAAGACUCUCAGCCUGAUGGCUCUCAUCUGUCUGCGCAUUGGGAGGGAGAUGGUGCAACAGCAUAUGGCCGACACUCUGCGUCGGUUCUUUGCUGUUUUCUCUCUGCUGCAUUCUCUCCAGCCCCAGCUGGACCAGGCUCCUCGCAGAGUUGUCGGAGAAGUCACAGUCGUAGAUGUCUGCACACCUGAAGAGGUGAAUGUGACAUACGAGUUGGGGAUAUUGGAGGAGCUGCAGACUGUAUUUAACCCUGAGAUGGCCCAUGCGUCCUACAUUCCCUUCUACUGCCUCAUAGGUGACAUGGCCAUUCGGAAACUGGUUCCCAACCACGAGUUGGUCUGGCAGUUGGCUCAGUCCUACCAUCAGAGCUUGAGUCGGGGGAGUCCAGAGACGAACGUCGCAACAGCGUCCAGGGUAGAGCUACCAUCUUCCUCCAUGGUUCUCUCCUCGGGUUUUGCCAGACGCGUGGGUUGCAACCCGUUCCCUGCUCCCUCCUCUAGCUCCACCCCGAUGGGAGACUCCCUCCCUGAGUCCGGCACGUUUGGGAGCCACCUGGUGGGAAACCGUAUCCAAGUGUCCCGGGACAAUGAUUAUGAUGGUAGCCCUAACCUGGGUAACUCCUGGGGACGCUCCAGCCACACCGCCCCCAUCAACACCACUGCCUCCACCUUCACCACUCCAUCUGUUGGCACUGCUUCCUUUUCCUCCUCCUGGGUGACAGGACCCACCUUAGAGGACAGUGCCCUGAAGCAGGACCUCCCUCGCAGUGGCCGCUCCCUGCAGGGCAACUGGCUGGCCUACUGGCAGUAUGAGAUUGGCCUCAAUCAGCAGGAUCCACAUUUUCACUUCCACCAGAUCCGGCUGCAGAGCUUUCUGGGUCACUCAGGCACUACAAAGUGUUUGGCACCACUGGCAGGAGAGGAUUACUUCCUUUCUGGUAGUAAAGACAAGACUGUGAAGCUCUGGCCCCUCUAUAACCACGGUGAUGGAACACAGGAGGUGGAGCCCAGGCUCACCUACAGCGACCAUCGAAAGUCAGUCUUCUAUGUCGGACAGCUGGAGGCUUCACAGGAGGUAGUCAGCUGUGAUGGUACUGUGCACCUAUGGGACCAGUAUGUAGGAAAGCAGAUCCGCUCGUAUGAGGCUGUGGAUGGGAAGAAUCCCAUCACAGCUGUCACCACCAUGCCAGCUCCACACUGCAGUGUUGUGUUUGGCAGCGCGGAUUCUGUCCUCCGCUUCAUCGAUCCUCGCAAACCAAGGCUGCAGCAUGAAUUUCGUCUGGCAUACAACAAUGUGAGUGCUGGGCUCAUCCGCUACCUGGCAGUGAGCCCUUCAGGCCGCACUGUGGCUGCAGGUUUCUCAUCUGGCCUCAUUGUUCUGCUAGACGCACGCACUGGACUUAUUCUAAAGGGCUGGCAAGCUCAUGAGGCAGACAUCCUCCAAAUGAAGGCUGCAGAAGGAAAUCUGGUCAUCAGCUCUUCCAAUGACUACACACUCACUGUGUGGAAAGAUCUGGAACACAAGCCUCUUCGCCAGUACAAGUCACAGUCCGACCCCAUUCACGCCUUUGACCUUUACGGUUCGCAGAUAGUAACCGGCACAGUGGCUAACAAGAUCGGGGUGUACUCCAUGGCAGAUAUCUCUCUGAGCCCUGUUAGCAGCACAAAGCUUAGCUCGGAGAACUUCCGCGGCACUUUGACCAGCCUGGCAGUCCUGCCCACCAAGAGGCUUUUGCUGCUGGGCUCCGAGAACGGGGCCAUCCGGUUACUAGCUUAGGGAAAACCUCUUCCAGCUACACUAAAUACUCUUAGCACUGACCUUGAAAGUGUCUUAUUCGUGAACACCGGCUGUCUGAGCUCUCUGUGGCCCUUCUAAUUUGCUUGAGGUCAAAUGUACUGGCGGGGCAGUUUGUCCGUUCCACUGAUCCGCUUUUUGAAUGAAGCAGCACAAGCGAAGGUGUUAAGUGUAUGAGCUUCACUUCUAACGAGUCUUGCCACUCUGGCUGUUGGCACCAGAUUUGAUGAACAAGUAAUGUGUGCCACACAGUUAACAUUAAUGAUGUACAGUAAAUCCCAUGAUUUUUUAAAAAAGCCUAUAUAGAUGUAUAGAUAGUAUAUAAUGGGAAAUUCUUAUCUCGACAAGGUCAUUUGUUCUUUUGACUAGGUCAGUUAUUCUGUUCAAAAGAAUGAAUCAGAAGACGUGCUCAGGAAGGUGGAACCAAACACGGUUCUUAUGUAGUGUUUACACUUUCCAAAUAGAUGCAUAACAACACCAAAAAUACAUUGACCUCAACUUUUCAUUUCCCUCCAUGUUAGAAUACAUGCGUAUCCAAAUGCACUGAUUAAACUAUGCAGUAUUUGUAGAUCAAAUCAUUUGUUUGUGCUAGCUUCACCCCAUGUUUCAUGAGAGGUUAGAUUGUUUUUACAUCCUAAACAAUAAAAGUACACUCACUGUUUUGUCGACAGUCUCGGUGCAACUUCUUGCAUCAGUUGUCGUCGCGUACAAAAGUCAGUUACUGAUGCACAGCCUUUCUUCUACUGCACAAGUAUGGCCUGAAUUGUAACAUGUAGAUUUGCGCACAUAUUUUAAAAGCUGAAUGUUUUUAUCCACUAAUAAAUUACUUGAAGUUGCUUUGGGAUUUUUAAACCGUUGAUUUAGCACUUGUAGCAACAUUAUUCUUAUUGGAGUGCAUCUGGGCAGAUGCCUCUCUGACUGGGUAUUGGCCAGUUCUUAGACUCACCGCUUUCUAAUUUCUGACCACAAAAUCUAACAUGGGAACAGUCAAUGCCAAGAUAAACAAUUUUGUAUUUUAAUAUGUAUGUUACUGCAUAUGAAUAUGUCGAGAAAAUACCAACACCAGUUGUAAAUGAGUAAUAAAAAGUGGAUUAACUUGCUGCAGUAGCGACUUUUGUUCCUUAAACCCAGCCCAAUAUCCGAUCAAAAUGUUCAAAGUCCAUUAGCAUUCAACAAUCAAAGCUCUCCCCUUUGUAUGAUUUGUAUCACUGUCAUGUUGUAAAACACAGUUUGCCUACUUUUCUAAUUAUUUGCCCAAAGUUCAAAAUGCUCUAACAAGUGUAUUACACUUUUUGAUAUUUUGUGUUUUUUUGUAAACCUGGAGUGAAAGCUCAAUAAUCAUAAAACGACAAACUUUGUUUCAAAAAGACAAUUUGUAGUUGCAUAUUGAUAAUUGGUUACAAUUGUUCCAGUAUCUCUAAACAUUUUAAGAGUCCAUGAAAAUGCUUAUUUAUUAACUGGAUUAAUAAUAAAAAAAAAUGCUUCCAUG